UACAACGAAUGGGCUGUUCGAUUCCUCCAAACAAACGGGCAGUGUAAAAAGGCUUUUUGAGAUGCACGUUUUGAAGGGUAAAAAAAGCCCUCAAUUUCAAAUGCAUCCGGUCUGAUUUCAAAAGGACCGGGAAGCCGCGGCUGGCAUAUCCGUCAUUAGUCAGGACUAUUCAAAAGUUUCUGACUCUCGUUGUAUGACUUCCUACUCUGCUGGAGUCUAAAGCACAUGUUUAAUCUGCAGAUGGUUGUGGAGAUCAAAGGAAAAUAAGGGUUUUUUGUACGUCAAUUAAUCUGCAUUAUUUGUCAUCCCACAUCCGCAUAAAGACCCAAGCAGCUUGUCUUGCCCUUCCUGUAUCUGAAAGACGUUCUACACUUGUAGUUAACCACCACCAACAUGCCCGUUUCCAUCGCCCAGCCGUCUAUCAAUCUGUCUGGAAAGGUUGCCCUAGUCACCGGUGGAUCAAGGGGAAUUGGAGCAGCUAUUUGCCAAGAGCUAGCCGCCUGCGGUGCUUCGGUUGCCGUCAAUUAUAUCGGAAGCAAGCCCAAUGCUCUCAAGGUCGCUGAGAGUAUCAUAAAGGGGGGGCGUAAAGCCAUUACUGUCCAGGGCAAUGUCGGUAAUCCCGACGAUGCCAAGCGGAUUGUGGAAGAGACCGUUCAGCAGCUGGGCCGUCUGGACAUUGUGGUCAACAAUGCUGGAAUUUACGAUGGCAAGGAUUUUGAAAAAGUUACCUUGGAAGAGUACAAUCGGGUCCUAGAUGUCAAUUUGAAGGGCCCAUUCUUUUUAACACAAGCAGCUGUUCCCCACCUCGGUCCUGAUUCAUCCGUUAUCAACAUUUCGACAUGCUUGACCAAGACCCCUGUUGCAAAUGUCGCCUCUUACAUUACGUCCAAAGGCGGUGUUGAAGCUCUCACUCGGGCACUGGCUGUCGAACUUGCACCAAAAGGUAUCCGAGUCAACGUGGUUUCUCCUGGAACCACGGACACGGAUAUGCUACGGACGAAUCCGGAGGAACAAUUGAAGCAAUGGGAGCAACAAACCCCGCUCAAGCGGUUAGGGAAACCGGAAGAUGUGGCAGCCGCGGUCGUUUUCCUUGCCAGUCCUCAGUCUACGUGGUUCACCGGACAAAACUUGCAUGCAACGGGCGGUAUCUCGUUUGCCCUUUGAGCAGGGAUUAUUUGGCCUUUCGCAUAUCUGUUGUAUAUUUCAUAACCAGAAAGUACAUAUUUUGCAGAUUAUCUGGAAUACAUACACAUUUUUGAGAUUUCUUUCAACACAA
Spizellomyces punctatus DAOM BR117 is the source of this 1276-nucleotide messenger RNA. RefSeq lists its product as uncharacterized. The coding region runs from base 394 to 1164 and encodes 256 amino acids. NCBI's taxonomy places the organism in Eukaryota, Fungi, Chytridiomycota, Chytridiomycetes, Spizellomycetales, Spizellomycetaceae. The record is from RefSeq and is a predicted model, not a curated record. The transcript is spliced from 6 exons.